Coffea eugenioides is the source of this 1014-nucleotide messenger RNA. RefSeq lists its product as uncharacterized. The coding region runs from base 1 to 1014 and encodes 337 amino acids. NCBI's taxonomy places the organism in Eukaryota, Viridiplantae, Streptophyta, Magnoliopsida, Gentianales, Rubiaceae. The record is from RefSeq and is a predicted model, not a curated record. The transcript is spliced from 2 exons.
AUGGAGCUCCCUCUCAGGAAAGAGGAAUACCAAAUACAGGAUGAACUGGAUCUGUUGCUAGAUCCGGAGGUGGACAGGUACACCGCCUCUCCCUUCGUGCUCGACAUUGAAGAUUAUCCACUGCCCAUGCGCUUGCAAACGGCUGCUGAUGCCGUUAGGUGCAAAACCUUCCCGAUGUUCCUGGAGGGAAAGGCCCGUCAAUGGUUCCAGGGAUUACCUCCCAGGUCAAUUCGAUCCUUCAGCCAGCUCGCACGACUGUUCCCAGCUCAGUUCGUGUCUUCGCGAGCCUUUUCCAAGAGCACAACUCACCUGAUGACAGUUCACCAGGCGCCUGAGGAGUCGCUGCGCCAGUAUAUGGUGCGCUUCAACAACAAGUCCCUUCAGAUUCGGGACCGGGACGAUAAGGUGGUCAUGGCUGCCUUCGUCAAUGGAUUGCGUAAGCAGAAGAUGUAUACAGAGUUCGUGGAAAAACCUCCCAAGUCUGUUCGGGAGAUGCUAGACCGAGCUCAUGAGAAGGCUAAUGCCAAAGAGGCCAAUCGCUUGAAAGGCGCACAGGAAAGGCUAAGGGACGACAGGCGCAGGAAAAGCACCGAACUGGGGGAUGCGCCACCUGGUCAGGGACGAAAGAACACCUUCGACCUCCUGCUCCGGAGCCGGCCCUUUGAGAAAGAAAAGGCUUGGACUUCGCUCACAGCGCCCAGGGCCCGAGUCAUCGUAGUGAUGGAACAAGAGAGCCUCUCUCGGCCUCCUCGACCACUGGCCGAUGACAAGAGCCAGCGUGAUCAGGGCUUGUAUUGCGCAUACCAUCGUGACGUAGGACACGAUACCGAGGACUACCGUCACCUUAAGAAGGACAUCGAAAAGUUGAUCAGAAGAGGACACCUCGGACAGUUCAUACGUGACGGACGGACCGACCAGAGACAAGGGGGUACAAACAGGAACAUGCGAACUACCCACGUGACCGACCUGGGUGCCCCCGAGACCGAACUCCCGAACAGGAAGUACAGAACCUAA